GCCACAGCUUAGCCACCGCUUCAAGCAAUGGGCUGCAACGCUUCUCUCUUCGCCAAGAACCACAAAAUCUACUCAAGUAUAGCUAGCGAUUGACUUCGUAGUAUCAUUGGGUGAAGUAGAAUGUGGACUUCUCAUGCGAAAGCCAUGAGCCAUCGUCCGCCCCGACUGUUGCGAUGGCGGUCGUCGACGGGUUUCAUCAUCGCGACGGCCUGGAUAUCGUUCUUCACGGACUACUUUCUCUAUGCGAUGAUCGUGCCUGUUAUGCCCACUGCCCUCGUCGACCGCGCCGGCGUCGCAUAUGAAGACCGAGAAUUCUGGGUGAGCAUCCUGCUGAUGUGCGAAGCCGCCGUCGCCUUCGUCUGCUGCCCAGCGUUCGGAUACAUGCUCGAUGCGGCGCCCACGCGCCGGAUGCCCUACCUCCUGGGCCUGAUCUUCCUCGGGGCAUCGAUGGUCCUCCUCGCUCUCGCGCACACGAUCGCGGUGUUCAUCGUGGCCCGCAUGCUGCAGGGUGCGGCCACCGCCAUGGUCGCCGUGGCCGGGCUCGCCCUGCUCACGGACUCGGUCUCCACGAGCAAUCUCGGCCAAACCAUCGGGUACCUGGGCUCGGCGAUCGCCCUGGGAUUCCUGCUGGGUCCGCUGCUGGGCGGUCUGGUCUAUCGAGUCGCCGGGUACCAGGCUGUGUUCGCCAUUGCCUUUGCCAUGGUGGGGAUCGAUCUGCUCAUGCGAGUCGCGGUGGUCGAGAAAGCCGUCGCCGAACGAUGGAUGCAGACGCAUCCAUCAUCCUGCUUGCCGUCUCGAGGAGAGGAUGGGUGUACGUCAAGCGACAGUCUGGUGCAACAGCAGCAGCAACCAACCGCGUCGCCAACCAGACGCCCCUCCUCCUCAUCUUCCGCGACGUCCAACAACGACCAACACCAGAAGCCAGCGAUACUCCUCAUCAUCCGCGAACCACGAGUCCUCAUCUCCUCCGGAGCUCUCCUCAUCCACGGCCUCCUCUACUCCGCCUUUGACGCCACAAUCCCCAUCUUCGUCGAAUCGCGCUUCGGCUGGACCACCUUCGGCGCGGGGCUGGCCUUCCUCCCCUCCGCCAUCACCGCCCUCUUCCAACCCUAUUUCGGCCAUCUAACAGACACUCACGGCCCCCGACCCAUCGCACUCACCUCGUUCGCCCUCCUCCCCAUCCCCCUCCUCGCUCUCCGCCUCGUCACCACCGCCCAACCAACACACAUCGCCCUCCUCCUCACCUGCCUCACGGCCAUCGGCUGCCUCAUCAACCUGUGCACGCCGGCGCUGUACCUCGAGACGCAGUCCGCCUUGGCCGCGAUGGAAGCGCGGGACCCCACCGUCUUCGGCCGCAAGGGCGCCGUCGCCCAGGCGUUCGGCAUCCAGACGAUGGCGCAGUUUCUGGGUCUGUUUCUGGGGCCCCUGUGGGGAGGGUUCGUGGAGUGGCGGGCGGGGUGGGCGGUGAUGACGGGGAGUUUGGCGGGGUUGGUGGGGGUUAUGGUUGUGCCGGUUUGGUGGAUGGGGGAGGGGGGUGGGAUGGGUCUUUUGUCUUCGCUGGGGAGGUACCUGGAGGUGCAGCUCGGUGGUUACACUCUUCGCUCUUCGCAAGCCUUUAUACAGUACUUUGAUCCGGCGCUUUGGUGUAUACGGUGGUUCACGGUGGAGGUCGCUUUGUGACUACGGAUCUUGGGCUAGCCCUUUGGGAGACUGUAGUUUCAAACAAACCUUGUAAAAGGUAAACACAGCUAGUCUUAGCUGAGCUGUAACGG
Aspergillus japonicus CBS 114.51 is the source of this 1772-nucleotide messenger RNA. Its product is annotated as MFS transporter. Bases 121 to 1680 code for a protein of 519 amino acids. The transcript has 7 exons. NCBI's taxonomy places the organism in Eukaryota, Fungi, Ascomycota, Eurotiomycetes, Eurotiales, Aspergillaceae. The record is from RefSeq and is a predicted model, not a curated record. Gene Ontology annotation, biological process: transmembrane transport. Gene Ontology annotation, molecular function: transmembrane transporter activity.